This is a messenger RNA of Leptosia nina, 2121 nucleotides long. Lineage: Eukaryota; Metazoa; Arthropoda; Insecta; Lepidoptera; Pieridae. The record is from the annotation of a GenBank genome assembly.
AUGUACAGAUUUACAAACCAAAUAACAAAUCCAAGCUUAGUUUUGGUCCGAAAACAAAUUGGCGAUGGGUCAUGUUCAGCCCUCAUAGUGAUGCGAGCACCUCAACAGAGGCACGCUUCAGACAAACAUUCAGCCCCUGUGCGACCAAAAUCUCGGAAACUACUAUGGGGGACACUCGGAGCAACACUACUAACUGGCACAGCUGUUGUAUAUGCGAAACACAGCCCAGAAGCCAGGAAUUGGUUAGAGUCAAAUGCCCCCUGGGCUAAUAACUUUGUAGCCCUUGUAUAUCAAGAAAACACAUCUUAUUGGAAAUUUUCACUUAACCAGUUCAACAAAGUCACUACCAGUAUUGGCAACUUCAUGUUUGGAAAGGAAGGUGUAUCACCAAUGGAAUUUCAACAACGCUCUGAACAAGACAUCGAAAAGGAUGCAGCGAGAGAUUUUGCUAAGACGACAUAUGAACUACCACCAACGAAGUUUGAACCAUUGUAUGUUGAAGUGAAACCAUUAGAAACACCUGAAAUCGAAACACCAGCGACUCUUGUCCAAACGGAAGCGUGUGAGCCACACGAAGCUCCUCCCAUAAAAAUUACUAAAGAUAUGGUGGAGCUCGAGCAUGAUAUGCACGAGAAUACAAAAGCUGCAAUAGACAAUUACAAGAAGGCAACGAAGUUCUGCUCGGAAUACAAUAAGGCUUUAUACAGGAUAGUAGAAUCACCAUUGGAUGAUUUAGACAAGAAACAUUUUACGAGCUUGCAGGGCGCUUUGAAUGAGCGCAACACCACAGUUGCUAAAGCUAAGGAGACAUCUGCAAAGGCCAAAUGUGCUAUUGAGACACUUGACCGCAUGAUCAAGGCAGGAGUGCAGGCUCCCCCUGAGUCGAUAGCAGCCACACAGCGCUACAUUAAACAGUUCCGUGCGGAUCUCACCGAAGCUGAGAAUGAGUACAAGGAAUGCAAGGAAAAGGCGGUGCUAAGUGACAAAUAUUGGAAUAAGGUAGAGGCAGCCCGUAAAGCCUACAAGGACGAGCUCCAAAUGCUGUUUCCGGGAGUCGAUCUUGCUGCCCGAAAACUCGAAGUUAAAGGCGACACAGACCUACUACUUCUCUACACGUUGAAACAGGUUCAAUACCUACAGAACGAAAUAGCAGAGUUACAGACUACUAGAGACUUGAAGAUUAAGCGUGCGAUUGAAUGUCACGAUGAAAAAGCCAUUAUUGAGGCGAAGGUAGAAGACAUGAUCAAACGCGAACAACUUGAGAAAGAGAAAGAGUUCCAAAAGAAGAGUCUUGCUGUGCAAGCGGAGGCAAACAGGAAACUAAAGGAACAGCUCAAGAAACAGUUUGAAAUACAACAAGAAGUCUUGCAAGAUCAACUGGCAAGGAAAGAGAAGGAGGUGAUGGGUAAAUUCAGUCGUUCUGUAUCGGAGCAAGUCGAGAAGGAGCGGGUCGUAUUCAAACGCGAACUAGCAACAAUGGCUGGCAAAUUGAUGGCUAUCGAACAAACUUUGAAGCAAAGAGCUAAAGCGGAAACGGAAGCUCGUCGGUCUCAGUCGCUAUGGGCGGCGGCGGAAGCGCUACACGCGGCAACGCGGCGUGCCACGCCCCACGCUGUUUUGACGCAUGAGAUAACUGCGCUGGAGAAGGCGGGUAAAGACGACAAACUGGUACAAACCGUCCUAAAAGGAAUUCCUCAGGAGGUGAGAGAAAAAGGAAUUGUCACCGAAAAGGCGCUGAGGGAUAGAUUUGAUACGUUGGAGAAGUCGGCUGUAAAGGUGGCUCUGGUUGGCCGUGAAGGUGCUGGGUUGCCAGUUUACUUCCUUUCCUGGUUGCAAUCAAAGUUGCUCUUCCAGAAGUUUGCUGAAAUACCCAAGGAUGAGCUAGACAAUCUCCCUACAGAUUUCAGUAAAUUGGACACUUUCGACAUUAUUCAAAGGGCGAGGUAUCACAUGGACCAUGGUGAUCUACCGUCGGCUUUACGAUACGUAAAUCUCUUGCAAGGAGCACCCCGAGCUGUAGCCAAGCCUUGGCUCGAUUCCGCCCGCCGCCAUCUUGAAAUUAAACAAGCAGCCGAAGCCGUAAUGGCGCACGCUUCCGUAUCCGGUCUAUUGUACUUGUAG